This is a messenger RNA of Strongyloides ratti, 1119 nucleotides long. Its product is annotated as Innexin family-containing protein. Gene Ontology annotation, molecular function: gap junction channel activity. Gene Ontology annotation, cellular component: gap junction; plasma membrane. Bases 1 to 1119 code for a protein of 372 amino acids. The record is from RefSeq and is a predicted model, not a curated record. NCBI's taxonomy places the organism in Eukaryota, Metazoa, Nematoda, Chromadorea, Rhabditida, Strongyloididae. The transcript has 3 exons.
AUGAAUCAUCAAUUAGGUAGCCAAUUAGGUUUGUUAAUCAACAAAACUAAAAAUAGUGGUCAUGAUGAUGAUGCUGUAGAUAGAAUAAAUUAUGCUAAAACAGCUUUUAUAUUAGCUGGAUUUGCAUUAUUUGUUAUGGCUAUACAAAAUAUUGGUGAUCCUAUUACUUGUUGGGUACCAGCAGAAUAUCCAGAAACAUGGAAUAGAUAUAUACGUCAAUAUUGCUUUGUUGAAAAUACUUAUUAUGCCAAUAUUUCAAGUUUACCAAAUGAUGUUGAAGAAAGAGAAAAUAAUGAAAUAAUUUAUUAUCAAUGGAUUCCAUAUAUAUUAGCAGGUCAAGCAUUUUUAGCAUACUUACCAAAAUUAAUCUUUAUGAUGGCAUAUUCAUUUUCAGAAACAAAUAUUUCUGAUCUAAUUCAAAUAUGUUUUAAAGAAAGUAAAGCAGGAAAAAAAACUGAAAUAGAAAAGACAAAUAAUUUGAUAGUUCGUAAACUUUAUCAGUUACCAGAACAAAAAAGUCAAUCUAUGAUUAAAAGUACUAUGUAUUUAACAACAACAUAUCUUGGUCAAAAAGUAAUAGCAAUAAUAUUUUUAUUUUGUCAAUUGUUAAUUUUAAAUUUCUUUAUUCAAUCAAGUGAUAUUUUUUGGGGAUUUAAAAUUACUUAUACACUUUUAUCUGGUUAUGAUUGGAGAGUUACAAAAUUUUUUCCUCGUGUAACUUUUUGUGAUUUAGAGACAAGAGAUUUAGGACAAAGUAGAAAACAUACACUUCAAUGUAUUUUACCUUAUAAUAUGUUUAUAGAAAAAAUUUAUAUAUUUUUAUGGAUAUUUUUCUUUUUCAUGAUUAUUAUAUCAAUUUUAAAUUUAUUCUACUGGUUAUAUAGAAUUUUUAAUAGAGAAAGUAAAUAUGUAAUGGUUAAAAGUGCAUUAAAAAUUCAAGAUGAUCCGAAAUUAAGAUCAGCAACUAAAGAAGACAUUAAUUGUUUUAUAAACAAAACAUUGUUAUAUGAUGGUGCUACAGUACUACGUUUAGUUGAAUCAAAUUCAGGAUAUGUAAAUAUGGUAGAUUUAUGUUCCAAGUUAUAUGAAUCGAGAGAUUACUGUAGUAAAAGUGAAUAA